AUGGCAUUGCACGCCCCCGUCCUCGUGCUGAAGGACUCGUUGAAGAGGGAAUCCGGCGCCAAGGUUCAGCAUGGCAACAUCCAGGCCGCGAAGGCUGUGUCAGACAUCAUUCGCACAACGUUGGGUCCUAGGUCCAUGUUGAAGAUGCUUCUGGAUGCCAGUGGAGGUAUCGUGGUCACUAAUGACGGCAAUGCUAUAUUACGGGAACUAGACAUUGCACAUCCUGCUGCUAAGUCUAUGAUUGAGCUAAGCCGCACACAGGAUGAAGAAGUGGGAGAUGGGACAACAUCUGUAAUUGUUCUAGCUGGUGAGAUGCUCCAUGUUGCAGAAACAUUUAUUGAAAAGAACUACCAUCCCACUGUCAUUUGCCGAGCAUACAGCAGAGCUCUUGAGGAUGCCAUAGCUGUCCUUGACAAAAUUGCAAUGCCUGUUGAUGUUAAUGACCGCGAGGCAAUGCUAGGGCUGGUGAAGAGCUCCAUUGGUACAAAAUUCACUGGCCAGUUUGGCGACCUAAUUGCUGACCUUGCCAUAGAUGCUACUACAACAGCAGGUGUAGACCUGGGUCAAGGAAUGCGUGAAGUUGAUAUCAAGAAAUAUAUCAAAGUAGAGAAGAUUCCUGGCGGCCAGUUGGAGGACUCAAAGGUUCUUAAAGGGGUCAUGUUCAAUAAAGAUGUUGUGGCUCCUGGAAAAAUGAAAAGGAAGAUAGUAAAUCCACGCAUCAUCCUUUUGGAUUGCCCUGUUGAGUACAAAAAGGGGGAAAAUCAGACAAAUGCCGAGUUGAUGAGUGAAGAAGAUUGGAAGGUUCUGCUAGAUAUGGAGGAAGAAUACAUCAAGAACCUCUGUGUGCAAAUUUUGAAAUUCAAGCCUGACCUGGUUAUCACAGAGAAAGGACUCAGUGACAUGGCUAUGCAUUAUUUAAGCAAAGCUGGUGUUAGUGCAAUCCGUAGACUUAGGAAGACAGAUAACAACAGGAUUGCUAAAGCCUGUGGUGCAGUUAUAGUUAACAGGCCAGAGGAGCUUCAAGAAUCAGAUGUGGGGACACGAGCUGGUCUCUUUGAGGUUAAGAAGAUCGGUGAUGAAUUCUUUUCCUUCAUUAUUGAAUGCAAAGAUCCUAAAGCAUGCACUGUUCUAUUGAGGGGAGCAAGCAAGGACAUCUUGAACGAGGUGGAGAGGAACCUUCAGGAUGCCAUGUCUGUUGCAAGGAACAUUUUGAAAAACCCGAAACUUCUACCUGGAGGUGGUGCUUCUGAAUUGACUGUAUCGGCAACACUAAAGCAAAAGAGUUCUUCAGUUGAAGGUGUUGAAAAGUGGCCUUAUGAAGCUGCUGCUUUAGCAUUCGAAGCAAUCCCAAGAACUUUGCUUCAAAAUUGUGGUUUGAAUGUUAUUAGGACGAUGACACAACUCCAGGGAAAGCAUGCGAAUGGUGAAAAUCCUUGGGUUGGUGUUGAUGGAAGGACUGGUGAUAUUGUUGACAUGAAAGAGCGGAAGAUCUGGGAUUCUUACAGCGUGAAGGCACAGACGUUCAAGACAGCGAUCGAGUCUGCUUGCAUGCUUCUAAGGAUUGACGACAUUGUCAGUGGAAUCAAGAAGAAGCAGGCUCCUGGCUCUGGUGCUCCCAAGCAACCCCAGAUUGAAACGGGUGAAGAUGCGGACACUGAACAGAUGAUCCCGGAGUAG
Molecule: messenger RNA, 1677 nt
Organism: Triticum turgidum subsp. durum (durum wheat)
Lineage: Eukaryota; Viridiplantae; Streptophyta; Magnoliopsida; Poales; Poaceae
Source: the annotation of a GenBank genome assembly